AUGUCUAGUCCACCACACCCCCACAAUAAUGAUCACACUAGUGGCAAAACCAACUAUGCACCAUCAUCCCAACAUUCAGCAAUGACAACAACAAAGUCUACUACAUCAAUAACUCUGCAGAAAAAAACAGAGCUCAUAGGGAUAUAUUUGGUUGGGGCUGAGAUAGGUAAGGGGUCUUUUGCCACAGUAUACAAAGGAUAUAAUACAACCAAUAAUACUGCAGUUGCAAUCAAGUCGGUAAACAGAUCCAAGCUAAAGUCCAAGAAACUUAUAGAGAAUUUGGAGAUUGAAAUACUGAUUCUAAAAAGUAUGAAACACCCGCAUAUUGUGGGGCUAUUGGAUUAUAAACAAACCAGUGCUCAUUUUCAUUUGAUAAUGGAUUACUGCUCGAUGGGUGAUUUGUCAUACUUUAUACGGCGAAGAAACCAGUUGGUUAAAACCCACCCGGUGAUAUGCAGCUUGCUUGAGCGCUAUCCUUCUCCAGAAGGCUCUCACGGACUAAAUGAAGUAUUAGUAAUACACUUUCUAAGGCAAUUAUCUUCUGCCUUGCUAUUUCUUCGAGACAAAAGUUUAGUACACAGAGACAUAAAGCCACAAAACUUGCUACUAUGUCCCCCGGUUCAUUCCAAAGAGGAGUUUCUGAGUCGUCAUUACAAGGGAAUGUGGGAACUACCUAUUUUGAAAAUUGCAGACUUUGGAUUUGCUCGUUUUUUACCGUCAACCUCUAUGGCUGAAACCUUGUGCGGAUCCCCUUUGUACAUGGCUCCCGAGAUUUUGAGAUACGAAAAGUACAAUGCAAAAGCAGACUUGUGGUCUGUUGGAGCCGUCUUGUACGAAAUGACAGUUGGCAAGCCUCCAUUCAAAGCAAAUAAUCAUAUAGAGUUGUUGAAAAACAUUGAAAAGGCAAACGAUAAAAUCAAAUUUCCAUCGGCUGCACAAGUACCAGAAUCUUUAAAACAGUUAAUUAAAUCUUUGCUUAAGUACAAUCCAACUGAGCGAAUUUCUUUUCAGGAGUUUUUCAACGACAACUUGAUUACAUGCGACCUUGAAGAGACCAAUGCGCCUUUGGAAACUUCAGAAAUGGACGAAAACUUGUUUAUUAGUGAAUAUAUCAGCCCUAUAAAGAGGUCCGACCGAUCUCGCUUUUUAAAUCCGUUGCCGCGCUUGACAUCACCAGAUCAAGAGGGAAAUGACAUGUUGGAAAACGAAAAGGAAAAGGAAAAGGAAAAGGAGCAGCAGCAACAGCAACAGCAGAAUGAUACGAAACAAUCUACAGAAGCGUCAACACUCGAAGCAUCUGCAGUAAACACAGGGAAGACGUCUGAUUCCCUAAAUAAACAUAGCGUGCAGAAGGAUAGCAAUGCAAGUCUCAUCAACCAACAAGAGGGUAAGUUAAAAGAUGAAGAGAUAAAACAACUUAUUCACAGAAGCAGUCCUGAUCCGGAUAACAUCUCACAUUCAAUAAACAAUUCACCCAUUUUGAAAAUUAAAAGAGACGAUGUUCUUCUUGAAAAAGAUUACGUUGUGGUUGAAAAAAGGGCUAUAGAAGUCAACGCAAUUGCAGAUGAACUUGCUCACGCAGGAAGCGGCGCAGAGGCCAUAAAUGAUCCUAGAAAUAGUCCUGUAAUUUCCAUGAAAGACAACAAAAGCGGUAAAUCACAACCAACUCAACAAUUCCGACGAACUUCGCUGAGUGGCAGCAGCCAAAGAAGACCAAGCUUUACAGAAAGGAAAAUAUCGAUAUCAAUUUCACCAACAAACGCAUUAAGCAAAGCAAUAGGAUUAGCAUCACACAGAUUGUUUGGAGGGAGCGGAGGAGCAGCCACUUCUAACAACCAGGUCGUUGCCGAGAAGCAGCCUAGUCCAGUAUCUUUUUCGGAAAUUGUAUCAAGUCCCAAUUUUGCAAAUCAUGCACUUUUGCAAAAACUUAACCUCCCCGUUUCCACUAUGGCUGCAAACAAUGAAACAUCAGAAACUGGAAUCUCGAGCUCAUCCUCAACCAACCUUAAUGCCGAGGAAGUGGUUUUAUUCAAGUUGGAAACAAUUGCAACUAAGGCGCACGCGGUGAACCUAUUUGCUGACGUCAAAUUUAGUCAGCUCAUUCCUAGUCCUCCAUCAUGGGAAGCAGCCAAUGACGAUUUAUCAAAUAAUGGAGACAUUCUUCCCCCGAAAAUCGUUAAAACGAUAAGUGAGGAAGGCAUGGUAUUGUACGUAAAAGCGUUGUCUCUUUUGGCCAAAGGAAUGUCCGUUGCCUCUGCAUGGUGGUAUAACCAAUUUGGGAAUCUGGUUGUAGAAAGCAAAGAUAAGGUGGAUAUCCGAACAUCGCAAAAGAUAAACCAACUAGUGCAGUGGAUUAGAGAGAAAUUCAACGAGUGUUUGGAGAAAGCGGAAUUUGUCAAACUCAGGUUUCAAGAAGCGAAAAUAGCCAUUGCAGAAAUAGAUGGAAACGAAGACUUUGACGAAAACGAAAUGGAUGAGCCAAGAGUUGUAGCUGAAAAAUUGCUUUUUGACAGAGCAUUGGAGAUGUCAAGAAAUGCUGCUGUAAACGAGUUGGUUAAAGAAGAUUUGAAAGGGUGCGAAUUAGCAUACAGUACUGCAAUUUGGAUGUUAGAGGCAUUAUUGGAUGAGGAAGAUGUUGACAAGAAGGAUACGGAUCGUAAAUUGGAUGAUGAUGACAAAGUGAUGGUGGAAAAAUUCAUUGUAAGCAUCGGCAAUAGAUUGUCGGUAUUGAAAAGAAAAAUAGACUUGUUAUGA
This is a messenger RNA of Lodderomyces oxycetoniae, 2754 nucleotides long. RefSeq names its product serine/threonine protein kinase (gene ATG1). Gene Ontology annotation, molecular function: protein serine/threonine kinase activity; ATP binding. NCBI's taxonomy places the organism in Eukaryota, Fungi, Ascomycota, Pichiomycetes, Serinales, Debaryomycetaceae. The record is from RefSeq and is a predicted model, not a curated record. Gene Ontology annotation, biological process: peptidyl-serine phosphorylation; regulation of autophagy; response to starvation. Bases 1 to 2754 code for a protein of 917 amino acids. The transcript has a single exon. Gene Ontology annotation, cellular component: phagophore assembly site membrane; phagophore assembly site; autophagosome.